AUGGCGGCGGCAACCAACCCGGUAUCCGCCCUCAGCGCAUACCGUCAGCUUCUUCGGGCUACUCGGAUCGCAUUCAACGGUGAUUACCCCGUCCUUUAUGCUGCCCGAACAGAAGCCCGCAAACAGUUCGAACAAAACCGACAGCUCGGCGUUGAUACUCCUAUGAAAAUUCAACAUGCACUUGAGACGGCGCAUAUACUUAAAACGAAUAUCGUCCAGGGGACAAAGAUAGACACUAGGGAAGAGGGCGGAGAGAAGGUAGAUCGAUAUUCUUUGCGGAUACAUGAACAUACGGAGCGCGGAGAUAAUGAUACUAUAAAAGCCGCUGGUCAGAAGCCAGUCAGGGUUGGAAAGGGAUGCUGCUCCUCAUAA
Nannizzia gypsea CBS 118893 is the source of this 372-nucleotide messenger RNA. RefSeq lists its product as hypothetical. NCBI's taxonomy places the organism in Eukaryota, Fungi, Ascomycota, Eurotiomycetes, Onygenales, Arthrodermataceae. Gene Ontology annotation, biological process: mitochondrial respiratory chain complex III assembly. The transcript has 3 exons. The record is from RefSeq and is a predicted model, not a curated record. The coding region runs from base 1 to 372 and encodes 123 amino acids.